Anastrepha obliqua is the source of this 5276-nucleotide messenger RNA. RefSeq lists its product as uncharacterized. The transcript is spliced from 9 exons. Bases 1098 to 4490 code for a protein of 1130 amino acids. The record is from RefSeq and is a predicted model, not a curated record. Gene Ontology annotation, biological process: protein dephosphorylation. Lineage: Eukaryota; Metazoa; Arthropoda; Insecta; Diptera; Tephritidae. Gene Ontology annotation, cellular component: protein phosphatase type 2A complex. Gene Ontology annotation, molecular function: protein phosphatase regulator activity; calcium ion binding.
GUGUGCGAGUACUCGUAAAAAUAUUGACGGAAAGAAAAUUAAAAUCUUAAUGAAAGUGUGAAGGUUCUUCUGGUUCAUAAGAUAGAAUUAUCAAAGUUUUCCGCAGAGAUUGAAUAUACUUACAUAUGGCGCGUGUUCCCCAUUUGGGAUUUUAGAAUACAGAAUUUGUUGGGAGAUUUAGUAAACCCCGGUCUUGGGCAAAAAAUCGAUUAAAGUUGAAGUAAACUCAAGCGAUUCGCAAUUCAAGAGAUUACGAAUGCUGCAUACGCAUUCAAGCAGUAGUGGAAUUAGUACAAAAACGUCUACAAAAUAGGCAAAUCGGUGUUUAAAAAUAGAUGCGCUGCCGUUCGCAAUACAGAGCAUCACACUACACAGCACAGCACAGCAGCGCACACUCACGCAGCAUAUUGAGACAAGCGGCUAGAGGAUCGAAGACGGAACACAAAGAAGAGGAAGACUUCUAGAAGGAAGACACAAAACAUAAAAGCAGAAGAAGCACAAGAAACAGGGUAGCGUACUCUUAUAGCGUUAGGUGAAUAUUUAGAGCGUCUCUGACGCCGCGCAUGUCCGCGUCAUUGUCGCUUUCUUUGCCAUUAGCCAGAGCAGCAGCAUCGCCGCCAACGACGUCUGACGUUUUACGCUUCGCCUUCCACUUUUGGUGGCUAUAUAUUGUUCGGAUCUACACUAGCGUCGUCGUGGUUGUCGUUGUCGUCACUACGUCGACGGGAAGAUAUGAAGCAAGCGCCGCGCAACCAAAGGGGAAACUCAAACUGGCAACAACACAGCGGCAAUCCCUGGUAUACUGUGGGAAUCGUGUCAAUACCGUAAAAUUUCGCAACAUUUCGCUAUUUAUUCCGCAAUCAAGCGUUUGUGAGUUUUUCCGUGUUGCGCGACGCGUUGCCAUAACUGAGAGUUUAGAGUCUGUGCAGAGUGUGUGUAGAUGAGACGUAUCUAAUUUUGUAAAUAUUUUGUGGCUUUAUAUCUAUGCACAAAAAAGGAAAUAAUAAUUGAAAAAAAAAACGCAAAGAAAAAAGUGCUUAUACGCGGCAUUCCGCUAGAGUCAAUUUCCUAUCGCAGUGUCCACGCAGCGGGCAAAUAUGCAAUCAUCGCCCCCAAACGUCACUACAAAACCUGUAACCGCCUCUAUUACGACCACAACCAAACCGACAAUAACGACGCACCAAGUAAAUACCAAAACCUUCGUUGGCACUCAUAUAUACCAGCCUACUUCGCAACAGCAGCAACAACAAGCAACAGUUUGUGGUAGCAUUGGAUCCAGCAAAUCUAACGUCGUGCCGGACGAUCCCACACGCGAGAUCGAAGAGAUUUCAAAAAAGAUUUCCGAGCACGCAGACGCGCUCUACCAUACGUGGAAGAGUCGUGGCUUAGCACCUACCGAAUUACUUAGUUUUUACACGCAUGCAGCGGCCGCAGCGGACAGUCCAAGUGACACAGGUGAUCUUUUUGCGGUCGCUGACGACCAAACAGCCGAGGGACUGCAAAAACUGGUCAACACAUUUGUACUGAAGGACAAGGAACAGCGUGCAGGUAAAACAGGCACCGGUACUAGUGGCAACGUGGACAGACUAAGUAGUGGAAUUGUGGGUGCAGGUGUGCUGGGCGUAGGGGGAGUUGGUGGAAUUGUUGGACCGGUCGCUGCUGGCAGUAGUGCGCUCUUAAAUACUGUUGAGCCCCACACAGACGGCAACAUGGUGGGCAAAUUGAAGCAACCAGCAACAGCAACAAAUAAAAGAGGCGUUGCAUCACAGAAAACGCCCACAUCGACGUCGGCGAUAUUAAUGAAAACAGUCGAUGCGCCAGGGGUCGAUGUUGUGGAUACUCUGAAAAAGAAGACUACAAAAUCGAAUGGCAAAGUAGUUGGCGCCGCUUCUUCCGGCGCAGCGACAGUUACGAAGUCUUCUCUUGGGCAUAAGAAUGAAAAACAACAGCAUUCAGCUAUAAGCUCUAGCGGUACCACGUCAGUUAAGUCACGCGGUUCGAGUUCUGUCACUAAUGCAACACCCAGCACUACUACAAUUGGACGCAGUAAGGGCCAUGUAUCGAACUCCGCGCCGUUGGAUAUAAAUUUAACGGUGGACUUAGAUCUGGAUCUUUCUGAUUUGUCUGAGUUGCAGACGCACAACCUGCGUAAAAUAAAAGAACUGUUGCAGGAAAAUGUACCGACAACAGCGACACCAAACAAAGCGGCAGCGAGUACCAGCGGUACCAAGCAGUCGAAAAAUGCGAGCACUACUAACACACCAUCGACGUCGAGUGCUAAUGCAACGGCAAAUCACUAUUCACGCCGCAGCGAACCGAUAGCCAAGAGCAACAUUAUUGGCGGGAAGAGUGGGUCGACUGUUGACACGAACGACGGAGGAAGUGUCAAUAAAGCGGAUAUCACAAGUGGUGUUGGCGGUGGCAGCGGAGGCGGCGUUGAAGGCGGUAUUGUUGUUGUAGAAAGUGGCAACAUUGAUAAAAAUAGUAGUGUCGGCAGUGCGGGUGGCGGCAGUAAAAGCGGCGCGGGACUCACAUCGGUGACAAGCGCCAAGCGGAGUGCGGCAACAGCAAAACUGAACAAUUUGAAAUCGACGCCACCUGAUAAUCAAUCGAAUCAAAGUGCCAUUAGUGUCAGUGGCUAUAAGCAGUCGGGCAAAGAAAGCGGCGAAAAAAGUGCAAGUACACCGACGAUAACGACUUCGAGCAGGAGGGCAGCAACUGUUGGUAGCAGUGGCAGCAAAUCAAUCAAAGCGCCUAUCAUUAAGGAGGAUAAAAACGAUAGCAACAACAACAAUACCAAUAAUCAUCCAAACCCUUUGAGUAGUGGUGCCGGUGGUGGUGGCAGCAACAACAAUAACAUUCGAAGUGGCAGUAAGCCAAGUUCAAAAAAGGAUACCAAAACGGCUAACAGCAACGGAACAGUAGCAGGAGCUGUAGGCUCAACAACAACUGCUGGAGCCACAGGUGAAAACGGUAUGGCAGCCAUGCCUGCAGCGGAAAGCGGAGCAACAACAACAACCCCCUCAACACCUUCGAAAUUUGCCAAAACCGGGCGUACGCUGACCAAUGGACAGGAUAAAUAUGUGGGUAGACCGAUUUUAACGCGUGGCUCGGUUGCAGAGCGUGUGCUUAUGUUCGAGAAGUGUCCAGAUGUACGAAACUCAUUUUUGAAUAUCAAACGACCCGAUCCAGCGGAUGCGCCACCAAAAAGUCUGCUCAAGGUUAAAUUACAUUCAACUCCUCCACCACCACCCGAACAUAACUUGAUACAACGUGAAAUUCGCAACACCAAAUCAGCUUACAUACCUAGAUUCUACUUCCCGCAUGGCAAACCACAGCCACAAAUCGCAUUGGAGCGCACCCUGCGUGGCAUUUUGGCCGCAUUCGAUUCGUUCCCGAAUAACCAGGUGACCAAGGACGAGCUACCGCGCAUUUUGAAAAUUUGUGGUCUGCCUUUCUAUUGGCGUAUGCCAGUAAUGGUCUUCUGUCAACAUAGUAAUUCAGGAUUGGUUGAACGACAAAGAUUCGUGGAAUUCUGGAAACAAAUGAACGUUUAUUGCCAUGAUGCCUCCUCACGAUUUGUCUACAUUCUAUCACGUGGCCAACGUUUUCGCCAGUACAUACUGCCAGAGGAUUUGGCGCCAUUAGUGCAGGACGUCGUUGAUACUCAUCCCGGUUUGGCGUUCCUCAAAGAGGCCACCGAGUUUCAUUCCAGAUAUGUGCAUACAGUCAUUGCGAGAAUAUUCUACUCGGUAAAUAGAUGCUGGUCGGGCAGGAUCACCAUAUCGGAACUGAAGAAAUCCGACUUGUUGGAGGUCCUAACGUUGCUUGAAGAGGAGGAUGAUAUCAAUCAAAUUAUGGCCUUCUUUAGCUACGAACACUUCUACGUCAUCUACUGCAAAUUCUGGGAAUUGGACAAAGAUCACGAUUUACUAAUUAAUCAGGAUGAUUUAGCUCGGCACAGUGACCACGCUUUGUCCACACGAAUUGUUGAGCGAAUAUUUUCGGGGUGUGUGACGCGUAGCGACAACAAGAAACAACAGGAAGAUGAGCCAAAAAUGUCCUAUACCGAUUUUGUGUGGUUUCUGCUUUCCGAGGAAGAUAAGCGUACACCAACUGCAAUUGAGUAUUGGUUCCGUUGCAUGGAUAUCGAUGGUGAUGGUAUGUUGUCUAUGUAUGAAUUGGAGUAUUUCUAUGAGGAGCAACAGCAACGUAUGGAAUCGAUUGGUAUAGAGACGUUGCCAUUUGAGGACUGUUUGUGUCAGAUGCUCGAUAUGAUAAAACCUGCGCGUCGUGACUGCAUCACUCUGGGCGAUUUGAAGCGCUGCAAAAUGACUCAUGUCUUCUUCGACACAUUCUUCAAUUUGGAGAAAUAUUUGGAUCAUGAACAACGCGAUCCAUUUGCCUCGCAGCGGGAUGAAUAUUCCUCUGAUUGGGAUCGUUUUGCGGCGCAGGAGUACGAGCUGCUCAUCUCGGAGGAGAACGAAUAAACGCACUUUGGAUAAAGAGAAUUUGCGCAAAUCUUUUUUAUACAAACCCAAGAAACAAAAACAAAGUUUUUAACAAGGAAGCAGCGACUGCAGCGACUUUUUCUAGUACACUUAAAACAAACAAAAAAGAAAAACAAAAAAAAAAUGAAACAUAUUUACACAUAUUUUUAAUAUAGCUAUUUAUACACACAUUAGUGCCAGUAAAAAUGUUAAUUGCAAACAAAGCGAAAAUGCAACAAAAUCCUUUACAGACUAAAAGCAAACACAAGCACACUUACACGUACUUACAUGCACACAUACACGCCCACAUACGAUGAGCUGAAUUAUGGGAGCGAGCAGCAAUGGGGCGUGCCAGUGAAAAUCGAUAAAUCACUCGAACAGCUAUAGAUAACGCUUUGUGGUCGAAAAUCUAGUCAAAUACUCAUUAUCCACAUAUUGCAUACAGUGGCGAGCCGCCUGCCUGAUUAAAUUAAAAUGAAAUUAUUAAAGCAGCAGCAGCAGCAGCAACACACAAGCGACAAUUGGUGGUAACAACAUUGUGCAAUACAUCAGCGGCGAACGAACACAUCAACAAAGAAACAAUACAAACAAACAUUAUAUUAAUUAGUCCCAAUAUGUUUUCAUUGUUGACUUAAUUAAUUAAUUUUUUAUUUAAAUUUUUUUUCGUUUUCUUAUUUUUUAUAUUGAUUUAUUUGAAUUAUUUAUUAUAAUAUAUAUAUAUAUAUGUAUAUAUAUUAUAUAAAAUACGCUAUUAUUUUAAAAUAAAACUUGACACUACAUUUUAUU